CCACCUCCUUUAUAGAGAGCGCUAUAAACUGGAGCACAGUUCAGCCACUAACAUUUAACUGGUGGAGUCUUACUGCGCUCACAAUGAUGAACUUCAUCUUGGCUUCACUCUGCACCUUCAGUUGGAUUUCUGUGUCAGUUUGUCAGUUUCUCACAGUUUCUGUUCGGCCUGCUGAAGACGUCACACUGAUGUGCAGCAACUUGAGUGAAGUUUUAUCUCACAUAUCUUGGUUUAAGAUGAACAGCAGUCCCAACGCCAGCCGCAUCUCAUCCAUGCUCAGUGCUGAGUCUAAUGUUUCUCUAUUUGAUGGUUUCCACUUCAGUAAAUAUAAUAUGACAACAAACAUCACAAACCUCUUUCUGACAAUCAGAGACGUGAAUAUCUCAGAUUCUGGACUGUAUUUCUGUGGACUCUAUAUAGCAGCAGUAGGAGCAGCAGUCCCUGGAGUGUUCACUGCAACACACUUACAGGUGGAAGACGUUUCAGACAGAUUACUCAAUCUGCCUUGUAUGAUCCUUGGCUGUGUUGCCGUCUUCCUUACAGUCGUCAUUGUUGCUUUGGCUGUCAAAAUCAGGACAAUACAAUCAGGUCAAACAGAGAGAAAGAAUCCACAGCCCUCUGAGAAUCUGGACCCUGACUGUCUCAACUAUGCAGCGCUGAAAUCACAUCCCAAAGCAAAAAACUACACAAGGUUGUCAGACGAGAAAGAGCUGGAGACGAAUGUUCUGUACGCUGCAACACGAGAAACUCAUCAAGAAUAAUGGCAACAGCUCAGACAGAAAAUAUUGCUUCAGUUUCUUUAUGUGCUUGAAUAUUUUUAUUCUUACAAGAAACUCAUUUUCAAAACAAACUGUGCAAACAACAAAACUGAUGUUUGAAAUCAGUGAGAACCUAACAGUCCAGACUUAUACUGGGUCUGCUGCAGUGGCUCAAAGACAGAAAUCAUGUUUUCUAAGAAUAGUUAACAUAAAUCAACCUGAAAUUGUCUUAGAAGCUGUAAAAAUCAAGAAUGUGGUUCAAAGGUCAACUUUAACCUACAUACUUCUAACGUUGAGAGAUACAGAUAUAUUCAGUUGGCAAAAGGUUCAACUUCAAACUACAUACAGUUAUUUUCCGCUGCAGCAGAAGAAAGAGCAAAUACAUCUUUCAUCUGUUCUGCUUCUCAACUCUGUCACAGAAUUACAAAACUAUGUAUUUUAUUUGUGUAAUAACUAGGGGAACAAAUUCCUCUACCUAAAAUAUACAAGGUUAAGUUUUCUAUGGACUCUCACACAAAAGUCUUUAUUAUCACACUUGACUAUAUGAUAGAUACAUAAUACAGUUUUUAUGGCUACCAAGAUUGUAACAUACUUAUUUUGUUGACUAAAUAUAGAUUGUUUUUUGCUCUGAGUCUAG
Messenger RNA from Poecilia latipinna (sailfin molly), 1395 nucleotides. RefSeq lists its product as uncharacterized. Gene Ontology annotation, biological process: response to bacterium. The coding region runs from base 84 to 761 and encodes 225 amino acids. The transcript has 5 exons. The record is from RefSeq and is a predicted model, not a curated record. Lineage: Eukaryota; Metazoa; Chordata; Actinopteri; Cyprinodontiformes; Poeciliidae.